AUGGCGGACGUACUACAGACCCAUCCCUACACCUGCAACUCAUGUGCAGUGGCCUUUCGCAAUAGCGAUGCUCAACGAACGCACAUGCGAUCCGACUGGCACCGCUACAACCUCAAGCGAAAAGUAGCAGACCUACCACCAGUCUCCUCGGACGACUUCAAUCAGAAGGUGAUUACCGCACAAGCCAGCACAACUGCAGCUAAAGAGCAAGCCUCGUACACAAAAUCCUGCACGAUUUGCCGCAAGACGUACUACAGUGAGAAUGCUUUUCAGAGUCACAUAUCCAGUAAGGCACACAGACAGCGAGCUUCUGCAGCUGGUGCUAAGUCGCCCUCUUUGGCCCCAUCCCGUGACACGAAUGGGGAAGAACCAAUCUCACCCGAGGCAGAAGCCGAGUUCGAGGACGUAGUGGCAGGGAUGAAAAAGACAAACUUGGUGGACGAUGUUGUACCCAGAAGAACAUUUGCACCGCCUCCAGGAGUUGAUCGUGCAGAACAUCCUCUUUCACCUCCAAAAGUUGUGCCUACAACCGCCUCCGCUUCACGAUGCCUAUUCUGCAAUUAUGACUCUCCAACUGUCAAAUUGAGUGUUGACCACAUGACCAAGAUUCACGGCCUAUUCGUUCCGGAACAGAACUAUUUGGUGGAUCUCGAGGGGUUGGUCUCGUAUCUGCAAGCAAAGAUUCACGAGAAUCACGAAUGUAUCAGCUGCCACAAGCUGAAGAAUAGUGCUGCAGCGGUCCAGACACACAUGCGGGACAAGGGACAUUGCAUGAUUGCUUUUGAGGAGGAAGAAGAGAUGAUCGAGAUCGGUCAAUUCUACGACUUCUCUAGCACAUACUCGGACGAAGAGGAGGACAUGUCAGAAGCGGAUGGUGCGAAGGUCGAUGGCGAAGAUGCGGGUUGGGAAACUGAUUCAGACGUGUCUUCUGUGGCAUCAGAGGAAAUCACAGCUAUUCCUAACGAUGACCGGACUGAUGCGUACCAGCGAAUGAAGCUCAACAGACAUCACUCCAAUACAGUAGAACGACCACACAAGAACAUCGACGGUUUCCACUCGCAUGCCCAUAACCACAACAACGCGGUAUUCUACGACGAGCACGAAAUGCACCUGCCCUCGGGUCGAAUAGCAGGUCACAGAUCUAUGAACAAGUACUACAGGCAAAACUUGCACAACUAUCCUUCCCAAGCUGAGCGUAUGGCUAGAACACAACAACUGCUCCGAGACGGUCCACCGACAACUUCUGACGAGGAUAGUGAUGAAGAAAUGCAGGAUGUAGAGGGACAAAUCACUCCGCCUACACCGCCUAAGAGUCAGUCUUUGAUGAGAAGAGGCGAGGCAGGUAUGUUGGGUGUCACAGAAGUCAAGAAGCAGCAGGUCAAGAAAGCAGAACAAAAGUCGAGGACAAGAGCACAGAGAGAUCAGAACCGAUAUCAGGCCAGGUUGGAAAAGCAGAACAACAGUCAGAAGCAUUUCAGAGAUCCUCUUCUGCAGUAG
This is a messenger RNA of Lithohypha guttulata, 1497 nucleotides long. It is a transcript of the gene REI1, whose product is annotated as pre-60S factor rei1. Gene Ontology annotation, molecular function: zinc ion binding; nucleic acid binding. Gene Ontology annotation, biological process: ribosomal large subunit biogenesis. The record is from RefSeq and is a predicted model, not a curated record. Lineage: Eukaryota; Fungi; Ascomycota; Eurotiomycetes; Chaetothyriales; Trichomeriaceae. The coding region runs from base 1 to 1497 and encodes 498 amino acids. The transcript has a single exon. Gene Ontology annotation, cellular component: preribosome, large subunit precursor.